This is a messenger RNA of Oppiella nova, 542 nucleotides long. NCBI's taxonomy places the organism in Eukaryota, Metazoa, Arthropoda, Arachnida, Sarcoptiformes, Oppiidae. The record is from the annotation of a GenBank genome assembly.
UUGAGAGUCAGCCGCAGAUGAGUAACGAUUACUUAAACAAACUUCAGAUUCAGAUACAGGCGCUGAAUUGAGAGAUCAAUACAAUCGUCGAGAAUAAGAUGCUUAACAACGACCCGAUGGCCGACAAAAUGGCUUUGUUUCGGCAAAAUGCGGCGGAUGUGGCGAAGAAACGGGAGGUGACGUCAGAUUCCUUCAAACAAGCGGAAUACGAGUUGAAAGACUUGGAGAAAAUACUUAAAACCAAAAGGAGUGGACUCAAAGAUGGUGACCAACCGCUCAAAGGACAGGCAGUCCACGCGCUCGAGUCCAACCAGUACUUCAUGGAGUGUCAGCUGGAAGUGCUGAAAGCCAGGCAGCAGGUGUUGGACAAGGAGGUGAACCUGUAUGUGGCUCAGGAGUCCACGGAUGAUAAACAUCAAAUCCAGAGUCAACUCAAUGAUCAACAGACAGAGAAAGAGCGUCUAAAACAACAACAAAUGGAUUUCCGGAAGAAUGAGACACAACACCGAAAACAGCUGAAGAUGUGGACCGACUUGAAGACA